UCUUGUACUACCUUCUCUCUUUCACUCUUUAGAUACUUUCGAAGCACCUGCUCUGUUUGAAUUUCAAACACUACUUGUAUCAUUUGAAGUGAAUUUUAUUCAGAAGUCCAAAAAAGAGUCGUACUUGAACGUCAUCCUAAGGAUUCAAGUUCUCGUUAAAGUUUCCCGAAGAAAGAUAAGAUGGAAGGGCCAGACGUGAUACACGUGGAAAUCUGUCAAAAGAGCAAUAGCCUGUUGUCAAAAAAGGAGAUACAAAAAUUAGUUUAUGCGGAAACAGGUGAGUGGAAGGAUAUCACACUGGAGACUCCCAUUUAUGGGGAUAAUCUUUUGAACCCAACCUUGAGACUUCAUGUGGAUUCUAUAAUAUGCUCUAUAAGUCAUGGAGAGCGGAGUCAUGUGAAAGUACAAGGUUCUACUUUAUUGUAUCACGUAUACAGAUUGACUGAAGAGGAUGCUGCAACGGAAACAAUACAAAACAAUAGUGAAGAUUUACCAGCAUCUUCUCACUGGAUCUUACCUUCCAAAGAAUUCCAUUCUUUAUGGGAGAAUCUUUAUUUUGACUCAAACAUAAAGGAAGAUUUGUUACAUUUUGUAGAAACUACGAUGAUAUUUUCGGACCACAGUGUGAAUUCUAACAUUAUAAAUUGGAACAAAGUGGUGUUACUGCAUGGGCCUCCUGGUACUGGUAAAACCAGCCUGUGUAAAGCACUUGCCCAAAAAGUUGCUAUUCGUUUAGCAGAUCGAUUCACUCACAGUGAAUUUGUUGAAAUAAAUAGUCAUAGUCUAUUCUCAAAGUGGUUUUCAGAGAGUGGGAAACUAGUCAUGAAACUAUUUAACGAGAUACGGAGCCUUCUUGAAUCUUCACAAGCAUUAGUCUGCAUUCUGAUCGAUGAAAUAGAAUCUCUGGCACAUGCUCGUAAAUCGUGCAGUAACGGGGUAGAACCGACUGAUUCCAUAAGAGUGGUGAACGCAUUGCUAACGCAAUUGGAUCAAAUAAAAAAAUAUCCGAACGUUUUAAUUUUGACGACCAGCAAUCUGUCCGAAGCUAUCGAUUUGGCGUUCAUCGAUAGAGCUGAUAUAAAACAGUAUAUUGGAGAGCCUACUAUUCAAGCCAUAUAUAAAAUUUAUGCAUCAUGCCUCAAAGAAUUAAUAAGGGCGGGCCUCAUGGAACCAGAGGAAAUUUGCGAUUUACCUUAUUUAAAAAAUUUGGGCUACGAGGAAAACACGAACACAAAGAACAGCCUUAAGUUGUUGGAUCUCAGUCAGGAAAGUCAUGGUUUGAGCGGACGAGUUUUAAGGAAAAUUCCAUUUUUAGCUCACGCAUUCUAUCUACGAACAAAACGGUGUACUUUGACUAGAUUCUUACGAGCCAUGCACCUAGCCGUUAAAAGGCAGAAAGAAGAGGAGACUGAAGAUGUCCUGCAGGUGUCGCGAAAUUUAGAGUACAAAUUGGAGCUAGAGACAGAAUAA
Molecule: messenger RNA, 1470 nt
Organism: Dufourea novaeangliae
Lineage: Eukaryota; Metazoa; Arthropoda; Insecta; Hymenoptera; Halictidae
Product: pachytene checkpoint protein 2 homolog
Exons: 6
Coding region: 181-1470 (429 amino acids)
Biological process (GO): meiotic recombination checkpoint signaling; reciprocal meiotic recombination
Cellular component (GO): nucleus; chromosome
Molecular function (GO): ATP hydrolysis activity; ATP binding
Source: RefSeq, a predicted model, not a curated record